Messenger RNA from Athalia rosae (coleseed sawfly), 3569 nucleotides. RefSeq names its product protein Tob1 (gene Tob). Gene Ontology annotation, biological process: regulation of gene expression. The record is from RefSeq and is a predicted model, not a curated record. Bases 1038 to 2507 code for a protein of 489 amino acids. The transcript is spliced from 4 exons. Gene Ontology annotation, cellular component: cytoplasm; nucleus. Gene Ontology annotation, molecular function: transcription corepressor activity. Lineage: Eukaryota; Metazoa; Arthropoda; Insecta; Hymenoptera; Athaliidae.
CGAGCCGCGAAACUCGGCCCUAGCCAGCGAACACUCGACAGUCUACCGUGGUGCCCCGUACCGAAUGUAGCUCCUCCGUCGACGACGAAUACGUCAUUUAUAAAUCGAGCGAUAAUCGCUGGUCGUGCGACGAUAUAAUUACAUUUACUAAUUACACGUUACGACGAUUGAUACGUUACGUAUUCAGUUCGUGUCGCCGUUAGCGAUUGGAUAAUAUUAUUUUUAUAUAAAUAUAACGCAUUCUUUUUUUCUUUUAUUUUCUUCAUUUCCUUUAUUACCAAAUGAAAUAUUAUCGAUAAAUGAACUUUAAUGAAAAAUAAUAAUAUUCGUAUACCCAACCGAGGAAUUUAACUACACGACCACCGUAUUAUAUUCUACGUCGCUGAAAACCUCAGCUGAUAAACAACCCUUCGAUUAUAUUGUUUAAACAACAACUGCGACGAUACAGUGGAGUUCGAAACUUACGUGAUUCAAGGUUUUUUUCUAUCAUAAUUACAAUCGUACUCGAGUACAUAAAUUAACAAUAAUAAGAACAACGAUAAUCGAAGGAAAAAUUACAAAAUAUAAAAAUAUUUGUAAUAAAUAAAAAUAAUACAAAAAAAUUUGUUUAAAUCAUCACCCACGAACACCACACCACCAACGACUGACUACCCACGAAUGGAAUAAUUUAAUCGACCGAUUUGAAAAAGUUCGUAUUUUCAAAAUCGUUGUUUUUUUCCAGUUUGUCGAUUGUCAAAGUAAUUCGCAUAAAUUACUAUUCAUCUAUUAUUAUUUCUGUAACGAUAUACAUCGCGGUGUGUCGUGUCCAGGUAUAAUAUUACCGAAACAAAAUAUACCUGUACAGGUAAUAAAUAGUGUGAACGAUCGACAAAAUUAUAAUUCAAGUGUAAUUAUCGCAACGUAUAUUACAGCUGUACGUUGCAUUGCUGUUCGAACAAAAAAUCAACAGCAUGGUGGAUGUGCCACUAUAAAAAAAAUUCAGACAUCGCGCAGGCGUCACAUCAGCGAUCGAGGGGUGUCAACCAGAGGCGUUGUUCAUGGCUGAUUCGUUGGCAUUCGCAGUAAAGGAGAUAUCGGUGAAUCAGGAAGUGACUCGUGGUCAACCGCGAAUCAAUCAUUUGCAGCAGCAGCAGCAACAGCAGCAGCAGCAGCAACAACAACAGCAGCAGAUCAUUUCAUCCGGACCAAUAAAGCGGCACAGUGAUUUUCCACAAAACAGAUUUAUUCACAGCACGAAAAUUUUACUCUCAAAGCCAAAGAUGCACAUAGAGGUGCAGGUGGCGUUAAAUUUUGUGAUAUCGUAUCUGUACAACAAAUUGCCGAGACGAAGAGUCAACAUAUUCGGUGAGGAGCUCGAGAAAGCAUUGAAGGAUAAAUUCAAAGGUCAUUGGUACCCGGAGAAACCGUUCAAAGGAUCGGCGUUCCGAUGUUUGAAGACCGGCGACCCGGUUGACCCGGUACUGGAACGCGCCGCCAAGGAAAGCGGGGUCCCGAUCCAAGACAUCCUGGAGAAUCUUCCCGCGGAAUUGGCAGUCUGGGUGGAUCCCGGCGAGGUUAGUUACCGCAUAGGAGAGAAGGGAGCCGUUAAAAUCCUCUACUCCGAGGCGGCGGAUCCCCACGAUGAAAGUUCGGCCGACCGUGAGGUCACCAAAACUUUCAACCCCGAGGCUCAGUGCUUCAGGCCCAUCGAGGCGGUAGGAACUUCUUUGGGCGGUCUGAGUUUAAGCCCGAAAUCCACAUCACCUUUCCCGUCGUCCGUCGGCAGCAGUACCAGCUCUGGUUCGUCGAGUAACCAGCAAAAUGGUCACGGAUCCGGUUCCUCAUCGGCACCAUCGCCCACACCGAUCACGAGUUCCUUCAAAGGAUCACCGAGUCCUGUUCCAGCCUUCAUUCCUCGUUCCACCGCUCCGCUGACCUUCACCACCGCGACGUUCGCCCAAACGAAAUUUGGAAGCACCAAACUAAAAACCAGCAGCAAGAGAGCUAACAGAUCUGACGGUUUCAGAAUGUCGCCGACCGAAUUUUCGAACUACAUAAAACAACGUGCGAUGCAACAGCAAAUACAUCAUCACCACCAUCAUCAUCAACCGGCCGGACUACCCGUGUCGCAAAAUUCGCCGACAAGUCGUUCGCUGUCGCCAGGAGUUAUCGGCAGUCAGCAACCGGCAACAGAUUCGAACGGUUAUUUCUUCCAACACGGUCCAUACCACCCACAGUUUCCCCAUCGCAAUCUCUUCGAUUCAUCGAAUCACGGUUACAUACCCGAUUUAUACGGUGCUAAAUUCCCGUCCGCUUAUCUCGACCCAACAACAAUCGGUCAUCAAUUCUACAACGGCGUAGGUGGUACGCAAGCUACGACAAACCUCGGUCCCGUAGGUUCGACAAACGCGACGACGACAUCUCACCAAGAAAAAACACUCGUCGAAGGUCUGAACAAUUUCGGUCUCGGUUCUGUAGCACCUUAUUCCACGAGCCAAUACCAGCAACAUCUUCUAGUUGCCAAUUAAUAUUCCGCUCAUCUGGAUCCGCGAACUCGACCACCUCGACCCUCCUCAGCGAUAUAAUUGACAUACAUACGUACAACCUGUAUAAUAACGUUAUACGACGUCUUUCCGAACGCUCGAGAAUUAAACCUGCGAAACCAAUACCGAAAGAAAAUGAGAAAUGACGAAAAAAACAAAAUUAGAUGAUAAUUACGUCCAUCCUUUUAUCGAAGACCCUGAGAAACGAAAAAAAUUAAACAUACACAUGUAGUUUAUCAUGAACCCCGCGUUAGUCCGCCCCCGUAUGUACGAUAUGGUAUAUUCGCUUUUUCUCGGUACACGUAUGCACGUGUGAUCCGCAACUUUGCGUACAUGACGAUCCACGGCGUCACGUCAUCACAUCCCUGUGAAAAUUUUUUAUUUUAUUUCCCCCUACAUGCAAUACCGAUUUUGAAUGAUCGUAAACGAUUAAGAAUAAAUAGUAGAGUUGAACUUAGAGUGACACACAAACAUCACGUACGCAUAGGUAUAUAACAUACACUUGAUCGCGUGCAUGGUCUUUCACGACACGUGAACGUAUUAUAUGUAGAAAGAAUUCAAAGAAGAAAAUAAUUAUUGCAUACAUAUACAUAUGUAUAGACAAAAUAGGCUGAAAAGCGAUAACUAUGACGUAAUGCAAAUUACGAAUGAUAUGGGGAACACCUGGAACUGCGGUAAAUAAAAUCCUAUGUAUACAUAUAUGUAGUAAAUUCGAAUAGCAGAAGAAAAAAAGAUGGAUAAAUGAAAAUCAUUGCUAUCUAUGUAUACGGUACUAUUCAACAACGCAUUACAUACAUACAUAUAAUAAUGUACGUAUUAUACGCGGAGGGGACAAAUAUACUUAUCGAAGUAUAAAAUCGUGGGAUGAUUGAUACGAGAUGUGAACGCUUAAUAAUAACAAUGAUAACAACAAUAAUUCUGACAACAACAAUAAUAACGAUAAUAGUAAUGAUAUAAAAAGAGCGUUCCUGAUCGUGUAUAAAAUUAAUUGAAAUAAUUGGCUAAAAUUACGAAUGGUCUCUGUUACGCCAAAAUGGAAACGAAAAA